AUGUUCGCACAGACAGUCUACGACCUGCUGGCGACGUGCGCGUGGAAGGAGUUCACGAUCAACCUCAUGGUUCUGAUGCAGCUGGUGGAGAUGCAGAUCAAGCACAAUCACCUGCCGACGGUCCUGCCCUUUCACUCGGUGCACUAUCCUCUGCCAAAGGAAAUCGUGCGAGACAUCGCCAGGUCUCACAGCAACCAGAAGCUGCAGGACGUGAUGCGAGCAGAGAAGGUGAAAGAGGUCGAGCUCAAGCUGUUCAAGGUCAAGGAGGCUCCUUCGUCUCCUCAGUCUCCGCCUCCUAAGCUCAGGAUCGGCUACGUUAGUGCUGAUUUUGUCAACCACCCAACCGCCGACCUCAUGCAGAGCGCACUGCUGCUACACGACACAAGCAAGUUUGAGAUCUUCCUCUAUUCCAUCACAAGGAACGACUCGUCCAUGUACCGGCAGGUCCUGCAGCGCGAAAUCCCAAACUUUCGCCUCCUCCCCAACGCCAAGAACGACAAGGCGUGCGCGCAGAUGAUUGCGGACGACGAGAUCGACAUCCUCGUCAACCUCAACAGUCACACUGCCGGUGAGAGAAAUGGCAUCUUUGCCUUCCGCCCUGCGCCCCUCCAGGUGGUCUACCUCGCCUACCCGGGCACGCAUGGUGCCUCCUACCUGGACUACAACGUGGUGGACAUGGUUGUCAGCCCCAAGGAGCAUCGUGAGAUGUACACGGAGUCACUGAUCUACAUGCCCCACUGCUACCAGACCAACUCUUUCCAAGACCUCUACCCUGAGAUCCUCUCCUCCUCCUGCCUCCCUUCCCGCAAGGACCACGGCCUUCCCGAGCACGCGCUUGUCUUCUGUACUUUCAACCGCCUGGGGAGAAUCACGGAGCAUAUCUUCCACGCCUGGAUCAGAAUCCUCAAGCGCGUGCCCAACAGCGUCCUCUGGCUCUACAAACACCCGACCAUGGCCGUCCUCCGUCUCCUUCGCGCAGCUCGCGAGCAAGGCAUCGACGCGACGCGCUUCGUGUUCGCAGGCCCGAUGAUGCCCAAGAUCGAGCACCUGAAGCGACUGACUCUCGCCGACGUCUAUCUCGACACACACAUCUACAACGGCCACACCACAGGAAGCGACUUCCUCUGGGCCGGCGUACCCAUGGUCACGUUACAGGGCGACACCUUUCCUUCCCGCGUCGGCGCCUCCCUCGCUCGCGCCGUUGGCAUGCAGGAGAUGAUCGCGACGGAUCUGGCGGGGUACGAGGAGAAGGCGGUGGAGCUAGGCAACAACAAGGAGGCGCUGGAGGAGAUGAAGGCGAAGCUCAAGGCGGCUCGGCUGACUGCUCCUCUCUUCGACACGGCCCGAUGGGUUGGAAGCUUCGAGGACGCACUGACGAGGAUGUGGGAGAGACACGCGAGGGGUCUCGAGCCUGAGGACAUCUUCCCCAUCGACCCCGGAGCUAAGCACAGGGUGAGCUCCCUGCCAGUUGCGGGGGUCUGA
Guillardia theta CCMP2712 is the source of this 1482-nucleotide messenger RNA. RefSeq lists its product as hypothetical. The record is from RefSeq and is a predicted model, not a curated record. The transcript is spliced from 3 exons. Gene Ontology annotation, molecular function: protein binding; protein N-acetylglucosaminyltransferase activity. Gene Ontology annotation, biological process: protein O-linked glycosylation. Lineage: Eukaryota; Cryptophyceae; Pyrenomonadales; Geminigeraceae. Bases 1 to 1482 code for a protein of 493 amino acids.